This is a messenger RNA of Pogoniulus pusillus (Red-fronted tinkerbird), 2485 nucleotides long. RefSeq names its product taxilin gamma (gene TXLNG). Gene Ontology annotation, molecular function: syntaxin binding. The coding region runs from base 16 to 2277 and encodes 753 amino acids. The transcript is spliced from 10 exons. Gene Ontology annotation, biological process: regulation of cell cycle. Lineage: Eukaryota; Metazoa; Chordata; Aves; Piciformes; Lybiidae. The record is from RefSeq and is a predicted model, not a curated record.
UGCUGCCGUCACAGCAUGGCGACGCGCGGAGCGGCGGCAGCGAGCGGGGGAGGCAGCGGCAGCAGCGCGGUGGCGGCGGGACGGGGCCGGCGCCGGAGCCGCAGCGGCGCGGAGGAGGCGGAGGAGGCAGCGGUGGCCCCGAGCGGCAGCCCAGAGCUGGUCGGUGGUGCCGUGCAAGGAGCCGCGGCGCUGGGCAUGGGCAGCCCGGAGCCGGCGGCGAGCAGCAGGGGCAGCCCGGAGCCGGCGGCGAGCAGCAGGGGCAGCCAGGAGCCGGCGGCGAGCAGCAGAGGCAGCCAGGAGCCGGCAGUGAGCAGCAGAGGCGGCCAGGAGCCGGUGGCCAGCAGCAGGGGCAGCCAGGAGCCGGCGGCGAGCAGCAGGGGCAGCCAGGAGCCGGCAGUGAGCAGCAGAGGCGGCCAGGAGCCGGCGGCGAGCAGCAGGGGCAGCCCGGAGCCGGCGGCGAGCAGCAGGGGCAGCCCGGAGCCGGCAGUGACCAGCAGAGGCGGCCAGGAGCCGGCGGCCAGCAGCAGGGGCAGCCCGGAGCCGGCGGCGAGCAGCUGGAGCAGCCCGGAGCCGGCAGUGAGCAGCAGAGGCGGCCAGGAGCCGGUGGCCAGCAGCAGAGGCAGCCCGGAGCCGGCAGUGAGCAGCAGAGGCAGCCAGGAGCCGGUGGCCAGCAGCAGGGGCAGCCCGGAGCCGAGAGGCAGCCCGGAGCCGGUGGCCAGCAGCAGGGGCGGCCCGGAGCCGGUGGCCAGCAGCAGGGGCAGCCCGGAGCCGGCGGCGAGCAGGAGAGGCAGCCAGGAGCCGGUGGCCAGCAGCAGGGGCAGCCAGGAGCCGAGGGGCAGCCCGGAGCCGGUGGCCAGCAGCAGGGGCGGCCAGGAGCCGGUGGCCAGCAGGGGCAGCCCGGAGCCCCCAGCCGCGGCGCCGCAGCGCACCCAGCCCGGCUGCUGCGGGCUGCCCGACGCGGGGCCGGCGCAGGAGGCAGCGGAGAGCAGGAAGAGCAGAAGGCAGCCAGUGUCCGCCCCCUGCUGCUCUCGGGAGUGCCGUGAGGAGACCCCUGGCAGAGAAGAAGCCCGUACUGAGCCUCCCGAUGGCCAGCAGGACCCGGAGAGUGAGAAACACAAAGAGAAAACUUUGGGAAAAGAAGUGCUAUUAUUAAUGCAAGCCUUGAACACACUUUCUACUCCAGAGGAGAAGCUGGCAGCUCUGUGCAAGAAGUAUGCUGAUCUGCUGGAGGAGAGCCGAAACGUCCAAAAGCAGAUGAAGAUGCUGCAGAAGAAGCAAGCACAGGUGGUGAAGGAGAAGGUGCACCUGCAGAGCGAGCACAGCAAGGCCAUCUUGGCACGCAGCAAGCUGGAGUCUCUCUGCCGAGAGCUGCAGCGCCACAACAAGACUUUGAAGGAGGAGAACCUGCAGCAGGCGCGCGAGGAGGAGGAGCGGCGCAAGGAGGCCACGGCGCACUUCCAGCUGACGCUGAACGAGAUCCAGGCGCAGCUGGAGCAGCACGACCUGCACAACGCCAAGCUGCGGCAGGAGAACCUGGAGCUGGGCGAGAAGCUCAAGAAGCUGAUCGAGCAGUACGCGCUGAGGGAGGAGCACAUUGACAAAGUCUUCAAGCAUAAGGAGCUGCAGCAGCAGCUGGUGGAUGCCAAGCUGCAGCAGACCACCCAGCUUAUCAAAGAGGCAGAGGAGAAGCACCAGCGGGAGAGGGAGUUUCUGCUAAAAGAAGCUACUGAGUCCAGGCACAAAUGUGAACAGAUGAAGCAGCAGGAGGCUCAGCUGAAGCAGCAGCUUUCUCUUUACAUGGAUAAGUUUGAAGAAUUCCAGACCACUAUGGCAAAAAGCAAUGAACUCUUUACAACCUUCAGGCAAGAAAUGGAGAAGAUGACCAAGAAGAUCAAGAAGCUGGAGAAGGAGACCAUCGUGUGGCGCACCAAGUGGGAGAACAACAACAAGGCUCUGCUGCAGAUGGCCGAGGAGAAAACAGUAAGAGAUAAGGAGUACAAAGGCUUUCAGCUCAAACUGGAGCGUCUGGAGAAGCUGUGCAGGGCCCUGCAGACAGAGAGGAACGAGCUGAACGAGAAGGUGGAGGUGCUGAAGGAGCAGGUGUCCCUGCGGGAGGCAGACGUGGACCUGGCCGUGCAGGUGUUGCAGUCCUGCACGCUCAGCUCCCACCAGGAGCUGGAAGCAGGAAUCCAGCCCCACCUGGGAUCCUGUGCAGCCAACAGCUCUGCAAAGACUGUCUCGGUGAGCCCUGCCCCCGGCACUGAGUCUGUAGACUAAAGUGAAGUGUAAGCACUGUCCUGAGAGCUCUAUUUUGUGUAUCACUUUCUCUGUGGGUGGUGACUUUGGUUUUGUGGUGACAAAUUUUCUUACUUUUUCUACCAUAUCUGUAUUUUCUUAGAACUACUACUGGACUCCAUGUGGUACAGGAGGCUGCCUAGCAGCUGCAAAAUAGCUUCAACUAUAAAUUUUCCACAACUGUGUUGCA